UGGCCCUUACCAAAUUCGCAAAUUCGACAUAUGCUUCGCGAACUUCCAGUUGGUUCUACUGAUCAUCCAUUAGGCCCUCUUUGGCAGGCGUUUCAUCCAAUUAAAAUUGAUAAAAGGCUUAAAGCCAAAUGCAUAUUUUGUAAUGCUGAUAAGCCUAUAUCUGGUUCUGCCACAGUAAUGGGCUCUCAUAUUAAAAUAUGUACGAGCAUUCCUUUAGAAGUUUGA
Cetraspora pellucida is the source of this 225-nucleotide messenger RNA. The record is from the annotation of a GenBank genome assembly. Lineage: Eukaryota; Fungi; Glomeromycota; Glomeromycetes; Diversisporales; Gigasporaceae.